Molecule: messenger RNA, 1390 nt
Organism: Limulus polyphemus (Atlantic horseshoe crab)
Lineage: Eukaryota; Metazoa; Arthropoda; Merostomata; Xiphosura; Limulidae
Product: nucleolin-like
Exons: 8
Coding region: 360-1292 (310 amino acids)
Molecular function (GO): RNA binding
Source: RefSeq, a predicted model, not a curated record
CUAAUUACUCUUGAUACGCACGUGGUAAGGAAGAAGCGUGUGGCCAGAUAAAGAAAAGUCGGGGUUUUACUUUUUAAGUUUUAUUUUAAAGGCUACAAAUCGAUUUAUUUUUAUUAUCAUGAUAAUGAAAACUAAGAAACAAAUAGCUCAAACAAAAUUGGCGAAUAAGAAAAAUGGAACAAAGACAGUGGAGGUUGUUAAAAAACAAUUGAAGAAAAAGUUGAAAGAGGAAGAUAAUGAAGAGAUGGAAUUAGAGGACUCUGAAGAAUUGAAUGAGUCAGGCUCAGAGGAUGAAGAAUCAGAGCUAGAAGAUGAAGAAGACUCUGACUUGGAAGAUGAAGAAGACUCCGACUUGAAAGAUGAAGAAGACUCUGAUAAUAAUGACAAAGAUGAAGAAAAUGAAGAUGGUAGAAUGGGAAAAGCAGCUAAAGGCAAGAAAUUUACAAAAAGUUGAGACUCCAACUAAAAGGAAAUUGGAAGAAAAAGGUGAAACUGCAAUUCAAAAGAAAAAAAACAGGAUGGAAACCCGUGAAGUAAAGGUGGCAACUCCUGAUUCAAAUAAAAAAGGAAUUAAGAGGAAAGGGCAAGAAGAUGAUAUAGAGAAUACAGUUGUUAAAAAAGCAAAACCCUUAGAUGAUGAACUCAGAGCAUUAACAGAGAAAAGAAUAAAAGAAAGAAAUUCUCGGACUUUGUUUAUUAGAAUGCUACCUGAAGAUGUAACAGUUGCAGAAGUAAAAGCUCUCUCCCCAGACAUUGUGACUUGUCGAAUUCCUAUCAAAAAGAAAAGGAAGAAUAAAAAUGUGUUUGCAUUUGUGGAGUUUAAUAGUGAAGAAAAAUCAGAAGAGAAUUUUGAGAAAUUAAAGAAGAAAACAGUUCGAGGAAAGCAAAUAUUUGUUGAUUACACUGGAGAAAAAAGCUUAACACAUAAACCCUCUCAUCAAAAUUGGGAUGUAGAUAAGAAAGUUUUGUUCAUUACCAAUAUAGAUCCAAGUACGACAUUAGAAGAUUUGGGUGAAUUUUACCCACGUUCUUCAGAAAUUAAAUUUCAGAAACCUGCAAAAGAUGGUCAUUUCAGGGAAGCAUAUGUGAAGUUUGAGACUGAAGAGGCAGCAGCAGAGGCAUUUAAAAAAAGUGAUAAUCUGAAGAUGAAAGGGAACAUUCUUGUGGUGCUUUUUGCCCAUCUUAAAAUCCAAACCAACCAAUCAAAAACAAAAAAGAGGAAAAAGUUUCAGAAAAAACAAAAAUCCGAGAACCAGAAGGAAGAAGAGUAUGAGAGUGAUAGUGAUGAGUAAAUGAAACUAGAUUUAUUUUCUGUUUGUUUUAUGUAAUACAAUCUCAUUAUUUAUGAGAAAAAGUGGCAAGUCAAUAAAGUUUCUUAUACACUCUCCAA